This is a messenger RNA of Paracoccidioides brasiliensis Pb18, 1743 nucleotides long. RefSeq lists its product as uncharacterized. The coding region runs from base 1 to 1743 and encodes 580 amino acids. Gene Ontology annotation, cellular component: nuclear pre-replicative complex. Gene Ontology annotation, biological process: DNA-templated DNA replication; rRNA processing. Gene Ontology annotation, molecular function: protein binding. The transcript is spliced from 2 exons. The record is from RefSeq and is a predicted model, not a curated record.
AUGCUCUCCGAGAGCUUUGUUGCGUCGUUCCUAACGUCCAGCAUCCAACAUAUCUCGCCUGCGCUCAAGGAUGUUGGGAUCUGCCUCCAUGAAUUCCAGCCGGCGCAAUCGCUUCGUUUGACUUUGAAGAAGAGCUCCACUGAAUCUAAUUGCCUGGCUGUGGGAUGCUCGCAUAUAUUUGCGUCGCAGGCAGGGAAGGCCGUGGUUCAUGUGUACAGUCGGGAGAGAAAUAACCAGGAAGCCACCGUGCCUUUUCCGGAGAGAAUUCGAAGUCUUGCGUUGGCGGGGAGGGAUCAUGAACCAGGAUUGUUAGUCCUGGGGACGGAAAGUGGAAGACUUAUUCUGUGGGAGACAUGUACAGGACGCCAAGUAUCGACGACAGCAUCACAUUUACAACCUGUUACUUCGUUAGUAAUAGACCCGACCAAUAAUUUUAUUUUAUCUGGCUCAGAAGAUGCCAACAUCCAUGUCUGGUCGUUACCGCUUCUGACCUCCUUCUCCCGCCCUUCCACAUCCCAGACACAACCACUACCUAACCACCCUCUUCGGACAUUCACCAACCACAGAGCACCAAUUACGAGUAUAGCAGUUGGCCAUAGUCGUAACAGGAUUAAUAUUGCGCUUUCUACGUCGCGUGAUAAUACUGCGAUUGUGUGGGAGUAUAGAACUGGUAAAUUAUUACGAACCUACCUGUUGCCAGGCACGCCUCUCUGCUCGACAGUGGACCCCGCAGAUCGCGCAUUUUAUGUUGGAUACGACGACGGCAGCGUUCAAUUGGUAGAUUUCUUCAAAGAACCGUCAAUUCAGAACAUCCUUCAUGACAGCAGCCAGCAGUCUGCCCCCUCACAACCUUCGGCGAGCGAACGCUGGCUCCCUCCAAACGUUGAAUUGGGACCAAUACAAUGCCUUUCUCUCUCAUACGAUGGUAUGAUGCUCCUAUCAGGUCAUAGGAGUGGUGCUAUUGUGUGUUGGGAUGUUGCCAAGGGUAGAUACGCGUCUACGCUAGCGACUUAUGCCUGUCCGGUAACCAAUCUGCAGAUGUUGGCUCCAGUUGGCUUCCCAGAAACGGAAAAACAAGUACCUGGAAUGACUAUUCAUAAUAUUGUCAAGCCGCGAUAUGAUCAUGCCCUUUUGAAUUCGUCGCGAAUGGGGGACAUUAUCCCGGCAACAUACACUCUCCAAGCUCACCUAAUCGCCCCCCUACGUUUUGUCAACAACCGCCGAUUGACAGAAUCGUCUCUGUCAAAAGAUGAAUUCUCUGAAGCUUUAACCCAUCCCUUUUUCCCAUAUUCUCUGAUAUCAGAGGGAUUGGCAGAGCUAGAUGUCUUGGGCACUAGUCCCUCCAACUCAUCUACCAACGUCCAGACGACUCAGGAAUUGGGUCAGCAUGACCUUCAAAAUUCUAAACUUCAAUCUCUCGAGGAAAAAAUUGCCCGCCUGGAAAAGACAUCUUCCCUCCAGGAAUCAGCAACAAAAGCUAGCGUUGCAGAAAUUGUACAACUUCGGCAAUACAUAGCCAAACUAGAAGAUCACAAUAACGAUCUUUAUGAGAGGCAGCAAAAAUCGCAACAAGCAAAGCUUGAGAAGCAGGCACGACGGGAAGAACGUGCUCUCAAGCGCAGGGAAGCUUGGCUUGAAGCUGAGAAGAAAGGCCAGAAUGGUGAUGCGGUCGUGCGGAAAAUGGAGAUUGAAGAUGAAGAGAAGACGAGUGAGACGGAUGUUAUGAGUAGUGAUGAUGAUUAA